Molecule: messenger RNA, 1605 nt
Organism: Chelmon rostratus (copperband butterflyfish)
Lineage: Eukaryota; Metazoa; Chordata; Actinopteri; Chaetodontiformes; Chaetodontidae
Gene: cetn2
Product: centrin, EF-hand protein, 2
Exons: 5
Coding region: 247-771 (174 amino acids)
Biological process (GO): mitotic cell cycle; nucleotide-excision repair; centriole replication
Cellular component (GO): centriole; centrosome
Molecular function (GO): calcium ion binding
Source: RefSeq, a predicted model, not a curated record
GCUAGUUAAUGUUCAUUUUCCGCACAUCAGUGGCUGAUCCUUCGAAGCAAAUAGACGGUUCCGAGGAAUAAGAAACGACACUCAGUGUCUUUAACCGGUUAAUGCGAGCACCUGAUGUGAAGUAUAAACCGCUUCAUCUCCUCCUCCUCCUCCUCCUCCUCCCUGAAUGGCUUCGUAGCCCUGAGGAAAACAUUGAUUUCCUGAUAUAUCCGCAGUUCUUUUUGUCAAUCAGAUACACAAGAAGUGAUGGCGACCAGUGCCAAGAGACCAUCUCUGCAGGGUCCUGUGCCACCUCCUCGCAAGAAGACCACCCCCAAACCAGAGCUGACCGAGGAGCAGAAGCAGGAGAUCCGGGAGGCCUUUGAGCUGUUUGACACAGAUGGGUCCGGAUACAUCGAUGUCAAGGAGCUCAAGGUUGCCAUGAGAGCUCUGGGGUUUGAGCCGAAGAAAGAAGAGAUCAAGAAGAUGAUCGGUGAAGUGGAUAAGGAUGGCACGGGAAAAAUCUCCUUCGCCGACUUCCUCUCUGUCAUGACACAGAAAAUGGCUGAGAAGGACUCCAAGGAGGAAAUCCUGAAAGCUUUCCGCCUGUUCGAUGAUGACGAGACGGGCAAGAUCUCAUUCAAAAAUCUGAAGAGAGUAGCCAAAGAGCUGGGAGAGAACCUCACGGACGAAGAGCUGCAGGAGAUGAUAGAUGAAGCAGACAGGGAUGGAGAUGGAGAAGUGAACCAGCAGGAGUUCCUGCGCAUCAUGAAGAAAACCUGCCUGUACUGAAGGAGGUGGAUGAUGAUGGUUGGUGAUGUCGAGGGGACCAGCGGUGGUUUUACAUGUAAUGCUGCUCAUGUAUCUUAUUCUGUGUCAAAAAUUCUCAAAACCCUUCAUAUUGUGUUGUGCCAUAGGUCACUAACUGUCACAUACUACACUGAAAGGAAAUGAUUGAAGACUUGAGCACAAAGUCUGGUCAGAUGCCAAAUUAUCCUCCUUUGAUUUACAUGAUAAUCUACAUUACAGUCGCCAACAACAGUGAGAGGAAUUGCUCUUUCUUGUUUGUAAUGCUGCAUACUUUUAUGAAGAAUACACCCAUAAUAUUAUUGAUAGUACAUAUAUUAUUUGUUGUGGAGAAACUCUCAGUGCCUACGUCGAUGCAGUGACAAACACAGUACAUUCCAAUGGUUUGACUAAUAAUGCGGUGUGUGCGUUAAGUUUCAUUCAUCUAUAGAUGGUUUGGUUUAUCCUUAUACCUCCAGUGUUUCAUGUCCUGGCUCCUUGUAUGCUGGUUCCCCAGAGAAAUGUGCAGUGUGAGCAGCUGGUUCACCGCUGAUGGCGGGGCGGUGCUGUCUCACCUCAGUGCUACCUGUGGAUUUGUGCCUGUGCCUCUUUAAAGGGGUGAUCAUCACAAUCAGGGAAGCUGCCCGACCUCUCCGACCUGCACGCCUUCCCGCUCUCUUUAAACUAUGUCUGAUAGUGUGUGUUUUUUUCUUGUAGCAUUGAGUAUUUAUCCCCCUGCAUUCUUGAAUGUUUUGUAUAAUGCAUAGUGACUUUGAUGAGUAUAUAUAUAUAUAUAUGGCAUAUAAGUGUUUAAGGUACAAAUUAAACAUAUUGAAGCAG